GCGGUGGCGAUCGAAGGCGCAGGGAGGCCCGCGCGGCGGGAGGGAAGAGACGUCCGCAGGGCAAGCAAGAGCCAGACCCGCAGCCUCCCCCGACAGAGCCAUGGACAGCACCGGCAACGCCACCCUGCUCUUCGGCACCGGCAACGCCACCCUGCUCUUCGGCACCGACAACGCCACCCUGCUCUUCGGCCCGUCCACGCUGCCUCCGGACAAUUACACCUUGUCGCCCACCGCCAGCAGCCUGAGUCCCGGCCCGGACGCACCCCUCGCGCCGGCCUCCAGCGCCGGCCCCGGCCCCGGGCUCAGUGUGGCGCCGGGGCCCGGAGUCAGUUUCAGCCCCGGCCCCACUCCGACCCCGGCGCCGACGGCCGGCAGCUUCGCGGGCGGCGCGAGUGGCCCCAGCCCGCCCCUGUUCGCUCGGCCCGAGGCGGCCCACGAGCCCCCGUUUUGGGACACGCCGCUGAACCACGGGCUGAACGUGCUGGUGGGCGCCGCCCUGUGCAUCACCAUGCUGGGCCUGGGCUGCACGGUGGACGGGAACCACUUCGCGGCGCACGUCCGCCGGCCGGUGGGCGCGCUGCUGGCCGCGCUCUGCCAGUUCGGCUUCCUGCCGCUGCUGGCCUUCUUGCUGGCGCUCGCCUUCUCCCUGGACGGCGCGGCCGCCGUGGCGGUGCUCCUCUGUGGCUGCUGUCCCGGCGGGAAUCUCUCCAACCUCAUGUCCCUGCUCGUGGACGGCGACAUGAACCUCAGCAUCAUCAUGACCAUCUCCUCCACUCUCCUGGCCCUGGUCUUGAUGCCCCUGUGCCUGUGGAUCUACAGCCGGCCUUGGAUUGACACUCCCCUGGUGCAGUUACUGCCCAUAGGGACGGUGAUCCUGACCCUCUGCAGCACUCUCAUCCCCAUCGGUUUGGGCGUCUUCAUUCGCUACAGAUACAGCCGGGUGGCUGACUACAUUGUGAAGAUUUCCCUGUGGUCUCUGCUAAUGACGCUGGUGGUCCUUUUCAUAUUGACCGGCACUAUGUUAGGACCUGAACUGUUGGCCAGUAUUCCAGCAGCUGUUUAUGUGGUAGCGAUUUUUAUGCCUUUGGCAGGCUAUGCCUCAGGCUAUGGCUUAGCUGCUCUCUUCCAUCUUCCACCCAACUGCAAGAGGACGGUGAGCCUGGAAACAGGGAGCCAGAAUGUGCAGCUCUGUACCGCCAUCCUCAAACUGGCAUUUCCACCGCAAAACAUAGGAAGUGUAUACAUGUUUCCCUUGCUCUAUGCCCUUUUCCAGUCUGCAGAAGCAGGGAUUUUUGUUUUAAUAUAUAAAAUGUAUGGAAGUGGAGUACUGCACAAGCAAGAUCCUCUAGAUGAAGAUACAGAUAUUUCUUAUAAGAAACUGAAAGAAGAGGAAAUGGCAGACACGUCCUAUGGCACAGUGAAAGCAGAUAAUUUAAUUAUGAUGGAAACCGCUCAGACUUCACUCUAAAUAUGGAGAUACACAGGAGAGUUUAUCUUGCUGAAAUACUACUUCAUAUUUACGGUCUGUCCUAGUGUCUAUGGUUUACAUAAAGAACAACAACUGGUUCACAUCAUUAUACAUGUAACAAUUUUGAUGUACCCACCAUAAGGUUGCAUUGGUAUAUUAACCAAGCAUUUACAUAAAUGACAAAUCAGUGUUGUAAUUUGCACCUGGGACUGCUAGGUUGAUGGCCUGAACAAGUAUGCUUUUUGGUUUUCACCAUUACCAAUUUCUAUGACUGUUUCAAAUAUGUUAAACAGGGUCUUGGAAAUGUAGAAUUUUAUGCCCUAUCUUAUAUGAG
This is a messenger RNA of Dama dama (fallow deer), 1802 nucleotides long. RefSeq names its product solute carrier family 10 member 4 (gene SLC10A4). Gene Ontology annotation, cellular component: membrane. Gene Ontology annotation, molecular function: bile acid:sodium symporter activity. The record is from RefSeq and is a predicted model, not a curated record. The coding region runs from base 101 to 1468 and encodes 455 amino acids. Gene Ontology annotation, biological process: bile acid and bile salt transport. The transcript has 3 exons. NCBI's taxonomy places the organism in Eukaryota, Metazoa, Chordata, Mammalia, Artiodactyla, Cervidae.